Electrophorus electricus (electric eel) is the source of this 582-nucleotide messenger RNA. RefSeq names its product molybdopterin synthase catalytic subunit. Gene Ontology annotation, molecular function: molybdopterin synthase activity. The record is from RefSeq and is a predicted model, not a curated record. Lineage: Eukaryota; Metazoa; Chordata; Actinopteri; Gymnotiformes; Gymnotidae. Gene Ontology annotation, cellular component: cytosol; molybdopterin synthase complex. Gene Ontology annotation, biological process: Mo-molybdopterin cofactor biosynthetic process.
AUGGCAGAAGAUGGAGGCAGUUAUCUAGACCUUAUUAAACUCACCACUGACAAGCUCUCCAUUGAUACUGUGUCAGACUCUGUAACAUGUUCCUCCUGUGGAGCCGUAUCGUUAUUUCUUGGGACUACCAGAGACCACUUUGAGGGGAAGACUGUCGUUCAGCUUGAAUACGAAGCAUAUGUACCCAUGGCAGAGUCUGAGCUGAGGAAAAUAUGUGCUGACAUUAGAGCAACAUGGCCAACUGUCCGGCAUAUCUGCAUUCAUCACAGGCUUGGUGUGGUUCCCAUUACAGAGACCAGUGUUAUAAUUGCAGUCUCAUCACCUCACCGUCAUGAUUCUCUAGAGGCUGUGAAGUACUGCAUAGACACUCUGAAAGCUACUGUCCCUAUCUGGAAAAAGGAGAUUUAUGAAUCAGAGGAGCCAUGCUGGAAAGAGAACAAGGAGUGCAAAUGGGCAGAAAGUAGGCUCAAGAGCAAAGCAAGCUGACCUUCGACCUCCAACAAGUUGCAUUUCUUUUACCUUGUGUGUUAUUGAUACCAGAUUUACCCCUGCCACAGCAUUGAAUAUACAUGUAGAAUUUUA